AUGGAGUCCGCUACCUCGAACUACGCACCAUCCCCCCGCGCAUCCCCAUCCUCCAACAUAACCCGCGAGACAUACCUAACCACCAUCCUGGACACAAUCGCCCAAUUCCCCUCCAAACAACAAAUGCCCGUUUACCUCAUCCUAGCUCUAGACCGGGGCACCAUGACACCCACCGAAGCCCUCGAAAUCGUCGAUCUCGCCAUCGCCAACAAGCACCGCGGCGUCGUCGGCGUCGAUCUAUGCGGGAACCCGACGAAAGGCGACGUCACUAUCUACCGGGAUGCAUUUGCGCGGGCCAAGGCGAAUGGACUGCGCGUUACCCUGCAUUUUGGCGAGACCCCGGUUUCGGGGGAUGUUAGGGAAUUGGAAACUUUGCUUUCGUUUCAGCCGGAUCGGUUGGGUCAUGUUAUUCAUGUUCCGGGGGAUGUGAAGCGGGAGAUUGUGAGGCGGAGGGUUGGAUUGGAGUUGUGCAUGUCGUGUAAUGUGCAUGCGAAGCUGAUUGAAGGGGGAUUUCUGGAUCAUCACUUUGGAGAGUGGAGGGGACAGGAGUGUCCGAUUGCGUUGUGUACAGACGAUGUGGGCUUUUUUUGCAGCCCUGUCUCGAAUGAGUAUCUGCUUGCUGCGGAGCACUUUGGUGUUGGUCGUGCAGAAAUGAUAAGUAUGUGUGAGAAGUCGGUGGAUAUGAUAUUUGGCGGGGAACAGGAGAAGAAGAGGCUUCGCGAUAUUAUACACCGAUUCAAAGAGGGCGUCUGA
Penicillium daleae is the source of this 753-nucleotide messenger RNA. Its product is annotated as putative adenosine deaminase. Gene Ontology annotation, biological process: adenosine catabolic process; inosine biosynthetic process. The record is from RefSeq and is a predicted model, not a curated record. Gene Ontology annotation, molecular function: adenosine deaminase activity. The transcript has 2 exons. Lineage: Eukaryota; Fungi; Ascomycota; Eurotiomycetes; Eurotiales; Aspergillaceae. Bases 1 to 753 code for a protein of 250 amino acids.